Messenger RNA from Erigeron canadensis, 876 nucleotides. RefSeq lists its product as uncharacterized. The coding region runs from base 70 to 567 and encodes 165 amino acids. The transcript has 3 exons. Lineage: Eukaryota; Viridiplantae; Streptophyta; Magnoliopsida; Asterales; Asteraceae. The record is from RefSeq and is a predicted model, not a curated record.
GGGAAAGUCAAUUUGUCUGCUUAAGUAAAAAGUUAUUUGCUGGAUAGUUCACCAGGGGCCACCUUAACAAUGUUCUCUCGUGAGGAGAUUAUAGCAGUGAAGAACAUCCCAUCAACACGAAAGCUUAUGGCCAAAUUACCGGUGCUUCUAGAACAAGAGAAAUCUAAUACCAAGACCAAAGGAAAAGCACCAAUGGAGAGCGACAAUGCAAAGAGGCAUAAGAAAAGGAAGACACAACCAGAAAUGAAGAUGCAGCUUCAAAGUGGGGGAAAUGUUGCUCUGAUCGAGAGUUGUUGGAAAGAUCUGAGUGUGCAGAUUGAGCAAAGGAUAGCCAAGGCUUGUCUCAUCAUUUCCAUGUUGCGAAGGAUUGAAGAAAUACUCAUAAAUCUGCCCGCAACAAACCGUGCUAUCAUUCAACCCUCUUUUUCCAGUCUUUGUGCUGAAACUGACGCCGUCAUAAGUAAAAUAACAGAUUGUAUGAAGAUGCAGUGUGAUGAGAAUCAAAGCCAUUCAAGUGUCCGUUUUCAUAAACUUGCUACAAGUACCACAAUGGAACCGUCUUUUUAGCAAUUUGUCCGAGGUUUUUUGUUAUUACCCAAAUGCAAUAGCGAGCAGCCUAUUUGCAGAAAAAGUUAAAAACUUAUAGCAGAUUUGGGCUCACGAAAGAGUGUAUGCUUUUUUGCUGCUAUGAUGCACACUGAUGACAUUAAUCGUCGUCUACUAUCUUGCGGCUCAUAUCUUAUGAUCAUCGGAGUGUACGUAGUGACAUACAUACAUUAUAAGAUAUUUUUGAACAAUAUAACAAUUAAGGAAUCCUUAAGUACAUAGAACUUUUGGGAUUUUAGGUUUCUGCCACCAAACUUUUAUUUUUUACAU